AUGUCUCUAAAUGACAUCAGAAACUUCUAUGAAGGAUGUGUUAAACCUCCAACUGUGAUUGGUCAAUUCCACAUCCGUUUCUUUGGAUUGAUCCGAAUGUUCUUCCUUGGGGUACUACGCUUUGCAGUUUAUGGGAAUGAGGCCUUACACUUUAGUUGCAAUUCAAACAAAAGAGAAAUAAAUCUCAUCUGUUACAAUCAGUUCAGGCCAAUCUCCCCACAAUUGUUCUGGGCAUUACAACUGAUUGUCUUGGUUCCUGGAGGUAUUUUCCAUCUUUAUGCUGCAUGUAAAAACAUCAAUCAAGAAUACAUUCUUCAAAAGCCUAUCUACACUGUAAUUUAUAUACUCUCUUUACUAAGAAUUAGUCUAGAGGCAACAGCAUUCUGGCUUCAGAUUCAUCUCUUUGGUUUCGAAGUAAAAUCUCUUUACCUGUGUGAUGCUAGAUCUCUUGGGAAAAACAUGAUUAUAAGAUGCAUGGUUCCAGAACACUUUGAAAAAACCAUUUUUCUCAUUGCAAUGUACACAUUUACAACACUUACAAUAGUAUUAUCUGUUGCUGAGAUUUUGGAGAUCAUAUUUAGAAGAUUAUACUUUCUAUUCAGACAAUGA
Saimiri boliviensis boliviensis (Bolivian squirrel monkey) is the source of this 609-nucleotide messenger RNA. It is a transcript of the gene GJE1, whose product is annotated as gap junction protein epsilon 1. Gene Ontology annotation, molecular function: gap junction channel activity. Gene Ontology annotation, biological process: cell-cell signaling. Lineage: Eukaryota; Metazoa; Chordata; Mammalia; Primates; Cebidae. Gene Ontology annotation, cellular component: connexin complex. The record is from RefSeq and is a predicted model, not a curated record.